Molecule: messenger RNA, 1236 nt
Organism: Clonostachys solani
Lineage: Eukaryota; Fungi; Ascomycota; Sordariomycetes; Hypocreales; Bionectriaceae
Source: the annotation of a GenBank genome assembly
AUGCGUAAGCUUCACGCCAAAUCCAGAUUGGGCUGUAAAGUAUGCAAGGUGCGCCGAGUCAAGUGCGACGAGACGCGACCCUCAUGCAAGCGAUGCUCGCAAACCGGGCGAACUUGCUCGUUUCUCGCCGAUGUCCCCGUACUGCCUCCCUCGAUUCCAUCCCCACCAAACUCCUCCAGCACGGAGUCAGUUCCCAGCGCCGCCCCAUCAGUGGUGCUCGAGCCCUUGCCAAAUGUCAAAGGCACGGGAAGCUCUCACUCCAAGCCGGCCGAUAGCUCGCUGGAAGAGCGGUAUGGCUCGCUGCAUUUGCACCUUCUUUACCUUUUUGAGCACCAGCCUUGCGAAUACAUGAGGUUAACACAUCCGGGACUGGAUGACUUGCUGCAAAUGAUGAUAAAGGAGGCAUUCAAGACACCCUACGUCAUGGACGAGGUACUGGCCUACAGCGCAGCCCAUGAGAGCGUGCGUGAUCGUGAUCAAAAGAAUAGAGAGCUUCAGCGGCUCUACGCCACGGAAGCCACCAGACUCCAGACACGGGGGCUAACCUUGUACAACAAUGCCAAUCCCCAGGUCUCAGCGGACACUUGUCUCCCAAUGUUCAUAUUUACCUCGCUGUUGGCUCAUCACACCCUCUUCGACGUUCUCAGCGAUUCCAAAAAGGACCUGGGUGCGGUCAUAGAUGGGCUGGUUCGUUCUAUACCGGUCCAUCGCGGGCUUAUGGCCGUUGCAGCAGGUUGUUGGCCGAUGUUUUCUCCAGAGCUUCAGAAGCAGUUUCUUCAGACCUGUCUACGCGAACCCACGGAUAGAAUUAUUGCCUCGGAUGACGAGUGUGAUAGCCUCAAGACUCGCCUCGAGAAGAGCGAUCUAAGCACCUCAUCUAUCGCAGUACAUCUUGAAGCCGUCGAGCUGUUGCAGGAUCUAUUCGACAAUGAGCGCAACGCAGCAGCUCUUCAGCAGGGCAACUUGGCACCCCUACAAGACUGGUUGGUUGGAGUGUCAGCCGAGUUUGUAUCAUGCAUCCAGCAGAGACGACCGGAGUCGCUUGUAAUUCUCGCCUUCUACGCUGUUAUGCUCCAUCGUGCCUCUGAUUACUGGUUUGUCGGAGAUUUGGGGAGACGCCUCGUCCAUCUUAUCAAUGACCAGCUUGGUCCAGCCUGGGAGGAUUGGCUCGCAUGGCCAAACGGAAUGGUGGGAUAUCACAGCGGGGCGGGAGAGUACGCUCAGGUCUCGCCCUGA